Melanotaenia boesemani (Boeseman's rainbowfish) is the source of this 3276-nucleotide messenger RNA. It is a transcript of the gene lrrc4ba, whose product is annotated as leucine rich repeat containing 4Ba. The record is from RefSeq and is a predicted model, not a curated record. Gene Ontology annotation, cellular component: plasma membrane. NCBI's taxonomy places the organism in Eukaryota, Metazoa, Chordata, Actinopteri, Atheriniformes, Melanotaeniidae. The coding region runs from base 405 to 2600 and encodes 731 amino acids. Gene Ontology annotation, molecular function: protein binding. The transcript is spliced from 3 exons.
UCUGCAGUGGAAUACGCUGUUAUUAGAGGGAAGGUGGGAGCUCUCGGAGUACUGAACGGCGCGUGUGGAGCGAGAUGUGUGUCAGGACUUAAACGCAGCAUCACAAAAAGAAAAAGUACCUCCUGGGUUCUUCGCGCUCCUCAAGCCUCACUCAAAAUCCCCAACAGCCCAAGAAAAAAAGGGAAUAACAUCUGUUUAUCUGCAUAUUUCUAUGUUCAAAAGACAAGAGGAGAAAACACAGAGAUCGACGAAGGACAAAAACAUCUCAGAGGAUGUGGAAUUAGAGAGAACAAACUGUCACUGGAGGACCGAGAGGAAAGUAAAACGUUUCUCACGAAUCCACCAGUGUGGAGUCACCUCACCUGUACCUUCGGAUUAAAGAGCAGGGUCAUGUCCCAGUUGCCAUGCGCAUCACCACGCUGACCUGCCGUCCCGGCCCUUCCCCCCUCCUCUUUCUAUUGGCCCAGCUGCUACUGUGGCUCCUCCUCCCUGGGCUGGAGUUAGUGGGAGCCGCCUCAUCCUGCCCUUCCCUCUGCACCUGCUCCAACCAGGCCAGCCGAGUCAUCUGCACCAGGCAAAACCUGGAGGAGGUGCCUGAAAGCAUAUCAGUCAACACGAGAUACCUCAACCUACAGGAGAACUCCAUACAGGUUAUCAAGUCAGACACUUUCAAGCACUUGAGGCACCUUGAAAUCCUUCAACUCUCCAAGAAUCAGAUACGUCAAAUAGAAGUCGGAGCAUUCAAUGGCCUCCCAAACCUCAACACACUGGAACUCUUUGAUAACCGCCUCACACUGGUGCCGUCACAUGCCUUUGAGUACCUCAGCAAGCUGCGAGAGUUGUGGUUGCGCAACAACCCCAUUGAGACUCUGCCAGGCUAUGCCUUCCACCGGGUACCCUCGCUACGCCGACUGGACCUGGGCGAGCUCAAGAAGUUGGAUUUCAUCUCUGAUGCAGCCUUUGUGGGCCUCAUUAAUCUACGGUACCUGAACCUGGGCAUGUGUGGUUUGAAAGACAUUCCUAAAUUGACUGCCCUUGUGCGUUUGGAAGAACUGGAGCUAUCAGGAAAUCGUCUGGAAAUCAUUCGCCCUGGUUCCUUUCAGGGACUUGUGUCUCUUCGCAAGCUGUGGCUAAUGCACUCACAAGUGUCGGUCAUUGAACGCAAUGCCUUUGAUGACCUGAAGAACCUGGAAGAGCUCAACUUGUCCCACAAUUCCCUUCACUCUCUGCCCCAUGAUCUAUUCACACCUCUUCACCAACUAGAGAGAGUUCAUCUUAACCACAACCCUUGGGUCUGCAACUGUGAUGUACUUUGGCUUAGCUGGUGGUUGAAAGAGACCGUGCCGAGCAACACCACUUGCUGUGCGCGCUGCCAUGCUCCCCCAGGCUUAAAAGGCAAGUACAUUGGAGAGCUUGACCAGAGUCACUUCACCUGCUAUGCGCCCGUCAUUGUGGAGCCACCCACUGACCUCAAUGUCACAGAAGGUAUGGCUGCUGAGUUGAAGUGUCGCACAAGCACAUCCACAACAUCUGUAAACUGGAUAACUCCCAAUGGCACGCUAAUGACCCACGGGUCUUACCGGGUACGGAUAUCUGUUCUGCAUGAUGGCACACUCAACUUCACAAAUGUCACCCUGCGAGACACAGGCCAGUACACCUGCAUGGUCACCAAUGCUGCUGGCAAUACCACUGCUACUGCUGUCCUCAAUGUUACUGCUGCUGAUGCCAGUGUCAACUACACCUACUUUACAACAGUUACUGUGGAAACAGUUGAGGCUGGGGGCGGGAACGAUUAUGCAUUAGUUGCAAUCAAUGAGACCUUUAUUAGGGUUCACCCUGGCCCCACUCCUUCUGACCUGUGGCCAGAUGGAGUUCCUACCACGGAUUCCUCCCUGCCUGCUGGCUGGUCCUCAUCUCCUCGCGCCACUCGACCUACCUUCACUGUGCCAACUGAGCCAGGCUUCUCAGGCCUGGAUGAUGUGAUGAAAACUACAAAGAUCAUCAUUGGCUGCUUUGUAGCCAUUACCUUCAUGGCAGCGGUGAUGCUGGUGGUAUUCUACAAGCUGAGGAAGCAGCACCAGCUGCAUAAACAUCACGGUCCUGCUCGUGCUAUUGAGAUCAUUAAUGUGGAGGAUGAGCUGGGUCCAGGUGCCAGUGGUCGGGGCAGUGGUAUCUCUGGAGGCUCCACUGUGACACAGAGUGGAAGCAGUGGAUUAGGAGGGGGCCAGAGCCUCAGGCUGCACCAUCCAGAAAUAGUCAACUUACCUAACCUGGCUCGAUCGGAACAUCUCAACCACUACUAUAAAACCCAUCACUUCAACAACAACAUGAUGGGUCUGGGCAUGGGUCCAGGCUCUGGUAUGGGCCUCAACAACAACAACAACCCCUCUCCAUGCUCUCAAUCACAGACCAUAUCCUGCUCCCAAGGUCCAACUACCAUUGGUGUGGGAACACCCACAGGGGGCACCCUGCCCUCUCCUGUACCACUUCCCCAGUUGGGCCUACACAGUUCUCUGAAAGGCCUAAAGGGAAAAGGCCAGAAUGAGCCAUUACUUUUUAAGAGUGGCUCAAAGGAAAAUGUGCAAGAGACUCAAAUCUGAGUAAAAGUAAGGUUUCAAGUAAAAAGCAAGAAGAAAGUAGAUAAUAUGUAAAGACAAUAAUACAGAAAGCACCUGUGAAACUGACUAUAUAAGACUGUAACCUACUGUCCCUGUGGACAGGUUUCAGACAAAUGAAGUUUCACAUAACCAAUAUUUUGUGGUAACAGACAGGAGCAGAUAGGAAUAUUGAAGAAGACAGUACACUAGUUUGACCAACAGCAUCUGCACAUAGCUUACUAAAAACCACAAACAUCAAAAUCAUUCAUUAUGUGCAACCUGCUGUGGUCUUUGGCAAAGUCUGAGAUCAAGCUAACCUUUUUCACUCAGUGGACAGCAAUGGACAAAAUACAUGUGCAAUGAGUCCCUCUAGGUUGUAUACAGAUUGCUUCAUAUAUUUUUAGAUGCAUUCAGUGUACAUAUUUGGAGGGAGGCAUAAUAUUGGCCAUUGAACAUGUCGUUAGAAUAGUGUUUGGCACUGGCAGUGAAUAAUAAACAAUGAUUUGUGUGAGUGGUAUAGAACCAGAUUUCCAGGAACUGCUAAAACACAGCAAAAGGGAAUUCGGAGCAGUGCAGUAAUGCUUUCCAGAACAUCAUAACAGCAAAAAAUGUUUUUCACACAGCUCUUUUUUUUUUUUUUUUUUUCUCAUUUUACACUAUACUGGCUACUGUCUUCUUU